Molecule: messenger RNA, 1004 nt
Organism: Aspergillus versicolor CBS 583.65
Lineage: Eukaryota; Fungi; Ascomycota; Eurotiomycetes; Eurotiales; Aspergillaceae
Exons: 2
Coding region: 48-608 (186 amino acids)
Source: RefSeq, a predicted model, not a curated record
AAAAAAACUUAAUUCACUCAACUCGCCUCCAUCCGCUCAGAUUUACCAUGUCUCUCAAGCGCAAGGCUUCGUUCCCAAGCAUUGCAUCUCCGCAAUCUGCUCAGGGCUUCAUCGGUCUGCCAUCUAUGGAUGACAGCCCCAGACAUCUCCACUGUCGCACAAGGAAGCGCGUGAGAAAUGACCGCCCCGAUGACCAAACCGUAUAUCAAAACACUCUCCGCUUGCUGUUCACAGCCCAGCAACAAGCCCAGCAGGUUUCUACCCCACCGGCAAAUCAAGAUGAGGACAUGGAAACAGACACCCCAGCCCCUGCCGCCGACAGCCGUCAACAGAUAUUGCUUCAAUUCUUUCGUCCUGCCCAAACUACUCGCCAGCUCUGUCCUUCCACGCCCAUAAGCCAAUUCUCGAGCGAAGUCUUGCAAGGUGGGAACGUCUUCCCGCAAGGCCCCGGCUUUGGCGGCGCCUCGCCACUCACCUCGAAAGACGGCGACGCGAUGACACUCGCUCCUCAACCCGUUGACCGAGACAUGGACAUCGAUAUGGAAACGGAGAGUAACGAGUCAAGCCCCGCGCCCAGGCAGUGGACAGGGCCCGUUGGAUGGAUGUGAUGUGUCUACGAGCCGGUUUGCUCGAUAUUAUACUUGCUCUAUACCCUGGUCCCACGAAUGCGGACCCCAUGUCUUGCUGUUUUCCCCUCUUACUUUUUUUGGAGCGUUAUGUUUGACCCAGGUGCCAGUGAUUGCUGGCGAUCAUUAGCGGUGCUGUGGUCCCUCUUAUACGGUGCUUCGCUUGUUCUGAAGCCCUUCCUUGGCGAAUUAAGCUACUGAGUGAGUGUCAAAUUGUGACACGGCCGUGUACAUAUUUAAUGUGUUGAGUUCCUAACGGGUUAAAUCCGUUCCCCUGUCUGUACAGCUUCUCACAAUAUAGCGGGGCAGAUAAUUAUACCAAAACUUUGUACUUGAUCGGCAUCGUAAGCUCAAGGUCAAUACUCUGGAGACUAGAGU